UGUAGCGACGCGCGCUUUUUUGUGCAAGUUUGUCGAGGUGCUGCUAGGAAGCAGAACACAUUACUGAAGGAGGUCACAUCAUUGCUCUGAUGAUGGCCUGAAGUGACGCGAACGUUACACACAUUCAGCGGGAGCCUCAUUCAGCCGCUUCCAAGGACGAGACGAAAUGGAUUAUGAUGAUUACGACGAGUACGACGAUCUCUACGCAGAUGAAUUGGAGCUCGCGGAUGAGCUCCACAGCAAUGCUCCACCAUUGCUGCCUUCUAAUCGUGUGCUGUCUGGUAGAGAGGAUGUGUCAGACUUGGAUACACCACGAUCCAGCUCUUCUGUGGGAAAAAAGAGCCUAGAAGAGCCUGGUGAGAGUUCACGAAAACAUGCAGGUACUCCUACUCUCGAGUCAGUGCGCAAGAAACUGAAGCUUGAAGAUGAUGAUUCAAGCACCCCUUUUGAGUUUUCUUCGCCUAAAAAACUCGUCAUUAACGAGGGUGAACAUGAUCCUGAUGGUGAUGGUGCUACGUGCACUAUGCAAGAAAAAGCCCUCGAUGACUUUCCCCUCCCGUCACCACCACUUUCCAAUACAGAAGACCUGUUCCAGGCGCAGUGGGAAGAUCCCAGUUCCUACGUGCUCACUACUGGUCUGAGAGGUCGUGAUGGACGGCUCAAGUUUGUUGGGCUCAGAGCUGAUGACUGGGCUGACGAUGUAGAGCUUCUGCUGUCCACUAAUCGACCGAGAGGAAACCUCCUGUCCAGGCCUUUCUGGGAUGUAUGGCUUGAUGCACAGGCAGAGCUUGAGCGGCAAAAGCAAGCAGAGGCUGAGCACACGGCCAACAUCACUGAGAAUCAUGAGAUGAAUUCGCUUCCGGAAGGUGUGCUGGUUGGUGAAAGCGGCGGUGGCCCUGGCCUUCAGCGAGCAUCAUCCGGGAAGGCAUCGCUCUGGGUAGAAAAAUAUCGUCCAUCAAACUUCAUCGAGCUGCUCAGUGAUGAUGGUGUCAACCGGACACUGCUGCAAUGGCUGAAACUGUGGGACACUGUUGUGUUUGGCCGGCCACCAAAAGUAAGGCCACUCAAACAGAAGCAGAUGACCUUCAAUAACCAGAGCAAUUUUGCUAAGCGGUACAUGCCAGAGGUCAAGGAGGAAUUGGAUGAACAUAAAAGACCUCAGCAAAAAGUUAUUCUUCUUUAUGGGCCACCAGGGCUUGGAAAGACAACACUGGCACACGUCAUCGCAAGGCAUGCUGGCUACAAUGUUGUUGAGCUCAAUGCAAGUGAUGACAGGAGCCCUGAUGUGUUCAAGACUACUUUGGAGACUGCCACUCAGAUGAAGGCCGUCUUGGGGCAGGACCCACGACCAAACUGCCUUGUCAUUGAUGAGAUCGAUGGUGCACCAGCGGCUUCUAUCAACGUGCUAGUCAACAUGAUCAAAAGCACUGGCCAGGCUACAGGAAAGAAGAAAAAGAAGGAUGGAAUUCUGCUUCUUCGACCCAUCAUUUGUAUCUGCAAUGAGCUGUAUGUUCCAGCCCUUCGACCAUUGCGGCAAGUUGCAUUGAUGGUGCACUUUCCAUCCACGCAGAAGAAUCGCCUGUGCACUCGACUGUUGGAGGUGAUGCGUAGGGAACGAAUGAAAGGGGAACAGACGGCUGUGGCUGCACUGUGUGAGAAGGCGGGAAACGAUGUGCGUUCCUGUCUCUCAACACUCCAGUUCAUCCAUGGCCGAAAGAAGCAGCUGACACUAACAGAUGUGAACACUGUCAACGUGGGCCAAAAAGACAUGCAGCAAGGGCUGAUGUCACUGCUUCAUGAAGUGUUCCAAAAGCCACGGGCUGCACGGAAAGUGUUUCGGCACAAUAUGGAUGAUGCUUCUAAAACGGCUGUAAAGAAGCCUGAAGACUUGCGGUUUGAGUCCCUAGCUCGAGCAGCGCAAGGGUUUGGAGACUACGAGAAGCUCAUUCAGUCUCUUUUUGACAAUUAUAUCAACGUGAGCUUUCGGGAUCCCCGUUUCGAACUGAUCCAUGAAGGCCCUGAAUGGUUGUGCUUCACAGAUCAGCUGCUGACCACAGUGCAACACCUACAGAACUACUCCCUGUACCCAUACCUGCCAUUCAUUGCACCGGCUUUCCAUCGUGUUUUCUCAGUUGUGCCCUACACGAAAAUGGUCUUCCAGAACUCUUUCCUUGAGGCACGAGCCAAAAAGACUCAGAUGCACAACAUCCUAGUGUCACUGAUUGCUGAAUUAUCACUACAGUCUCGCUGUUUUGUGACCGAGACUACACUGCUCCGAGAUGUGCUACCUUGGUUGCUAUGCAUUGUACAGCCUGCGAUUCGACCGGUGAACACACAGUUAUUUAGCAAAGAGGAGCGCCAGCAGCUGCAACAGGUGAUUACUGUAAUGUCAUCACUCAGCAUCACCUACCAGCAGACAAGAAAUGCUGAUGGAGUCUACCAGUACAACCUCGAACCCAACAUUGAAGAGGUUGUGCAAUUUCCUGGAAUCCCACAACAGCUACAGCUCCCGUAUGCUACGAAGCAGAUCAUUGCUAGGGAGUUAGAACUGGAGAAAAUGAGGAAAAGUGACGCGGUGCAAGAACAACGUGCAAGGAAUCCUACAGCAGCAUCUGUUAGUACUGGGGGAGUACCAACACUGGAGCCGGCACCAAAGAUUGUUGAGCCAUCAUCAAGGGCAUCCGUCGACUUUUUUGGCCGUGUCAUCGAAAAGCCUGUCUCGACCGAGGUGACAGAGCCUACAGCUGUUGGGAAUACCACCAUUUCAUCAACACAGGUCUGGUACCAGUUCAAGGAGGGCUUCAGCAAUGCCGUCCGAAGGACAGUGCGCAUGAAGGAUCUCUUGUAGCCAUCAGAUAUUUGUUUUUUGCAAUUUUUCUAUAUGUUAAUGUGUCUGUGAUCCUGAAGUUAGGUCCAUGUCCAUCUUUCGUUUAGCACAAAAUGCCAAGCUCCGAAACUCACCUUAUCAUGAAAUUUGAUUUGUUUCGUGGUAUAAUAAGGCACUUUUUAAACACACCUAAUGAGAUCUUUACCUGUUUUAUGUGCUCUCUUUGUCCUUUUAAACAGUGUGGUCCUUACAGGUAUGCUUCAAAUUCAGUGUGACCCAUUGCGAUUCUGUGGUUUUUCUGUGAUCUGCAUUGUAAGAUUGAUUGUACAGCAACUAAGUGGUUAUGUUACUCUUCAUUACAUGCAAUCAGUUAUCAUGAAACAAUAAAUUAUUGCAAGAGAGAGAAAGUGUUUCUCAAUUGGGCAGUAGGGCACAUCUUGAGAAGUGUAUAUUCGCCCUUGUGUUUGCAUCUAGCAGAAAGAGCACCGUUUUUUCUGUGAAUGUUUUUACAGCUCUGUUGUGAACAGCACUUCAGUUAAUAGGUGCUUUCAAGGUUUGAUAAGUUGUAAAAACAUUACAUAUGCAAAGUACCUUUAACACUAUUAAUUUGUGAUAACAAUUAUGUGGAAUCCAGCCGCAUUUUCGCCGUCGCCAUAAGGUUUCGUGUAAAGCUAAAGGGUGAGCUGCUCCAAACCUACUCCAAAACACAUUUUCUUUUGAACCAAAUCUGCUCCGAAAAAGACUUUUUUCUUCUCCAGAAAUUGCUCCAAUUCAUAAGCUGUCUGGACCUUCACUGCUAUGUUAACAUUGCCCGGAGAAUUGUAUGCUUCAUGUGCGAGUGAAAGCGUGCAAGAGCCGUGGACGAUUAUGGCUCAAAGGGAAAAGGAAGCUCACCGGUCAUUUCGCAUUGCGCGAGAGGCCCGUGGAAAGUCCCAGAGGGGAGGCGGGGUAUGACGGCCAGCAUGACGCUUGCAGGAAAUACAUAUGUGACAGGCGGGCGUCCUAUCUUGAUAAUAAUUCGCAGACGGCUCACACCUUUGCAAGUGUUUUGUUCUCGGCACUCAAUUUUCUUUGAAACCACAGACAGCACGAAGGUAACUUUGCGCGAUACAAUGGCUGCGUUUUCUUUCACCAGGCCUUUAUUGAGUUAUAUACGACAGGUCGGAUGCUAAAUGAGUUGGCUGCUAGCCUUACUUCGUAUAACAUUUCAAUUCGUUGCUCUGGUGUAGAUUGCUUUGCCUUUUUGGCAAAAUUAUGACUUGUCUGUUACCACUGUCAUUGUGAUUUGUGUUAGCUGUAGUUUGUUUUUUUGGUGUGUGUGUGUGUGUGUGUGUUUGUAGUGACUGGGUUGUUCGCUUACUUCAUCACUGCUGUGUCUGAGCAUGCUGUGUCAGUCAUGGCGGUAGUAAUAUGGUGGUGAAGAAGGCUAAAAAAAACGACGUAUGUAACAUAUUAUAAAAUCAAGCCGACACCCUUUAUAUCAAGUAUCUUUGUACAGGGUGUCGCAGCUAACUAGGACCAUUUUGAGAAGCGUUAUGAGGUACGAAGAUGCGACCGAUGGUGUUCUGUUAGUGGUCGCCUCGCGCAUGCUGGUAAAUCUUUGUUGUAGAUAGUUAGUGUGUGACAUAAUGAAAACGAAUUUUUUUAAUAAUUACUUAUUGGUUAUUGUAAAAAUUGAGCAUUGUACUGGGAAAUGUGCGAAUAUCUGGCCCGCUGCAUUACUCCUGAUUACUUUUUUUGCACUUCAUGUUUGAGUUCAAAGAAAACAAAGAAAGAUACAGGGUGUUUGACUGAGCGUCAUAAGCACAAAAAGUCUCAAGGAACUAGAUUUGCUUUGAAAAAAUAAUGUGGUGGUAUCAUUUGUUUGAUGCUACUGCUACUGCCAGGAAAGACAUUGUGGCGUGGUCACAUUCUGCGCCAAUCAAGUCAGCCGUCGAGGAGCGCUAGCUUUUUUUAAACCCCCUUUAAUCGCAAGCUUCGUAUCUGCCUCUUGUGCCACUAGUUCGGCACAGCUGCGCCUCUAGCUAUAAGCACUACCGUACACACCGGGACAACGACGAGAGACAACCUCCCAGCAAAAGGAGGAAGCUCCUAGAAUAAUUCUAGGUCAUGGCGCUGUUCUGGUUCUUGGCCGACUCGCACGAUUACGUUGAAAAUGCGCUCAACUGUACGCCCUGCCACAGCUUGGGGGAAUUUCGUAUACUGCAUUACUUGCGGUGUGCAUCUUAAGCUGUUUUUUCGCCAGCAAAGAACAAAUCCUGGCCGGCUUGCAUGGGCCAGAAAAAACAGUGAACGCGGACACUAUAUCUGGCUGUGAUCCUCUUCAUGUUGUGUGAUAGUCGGUAAACGUAGGCUAUCACGUGUGGGCUCAGAUUUUCUUUUGUCUUGUGCACUUUGUUACCACGUUUCCAGUUCUGCAAGAGGCUAUUGCACACACCCCUGAUAACGGAGGGAGAAAAUAGUGUCUCCCAGUCAGUUAAUGUGAUUACUAAAUCCAAGAAGAUGGUGCUCACAUGAUUUGAAUAGAGCUGAAUUGAGGCCCACAAUAGCUUUUUCUGUCCUCAUUUUUCGAAUUCUAGACACAGCAAAUCUGCGUUUGGUUCACAUUCAAGUGCUUCGCACUUGUGUUUCAGGAUUCAGGAGGAGCAUGCACGGUAUUGCUUGGAAGGUAGCCUUAUAAAGCUUGCACAUUAAAGCUUUUUACUCACCA
Messenger RNA from Rhipicephalus microplus (southern cattle tick), 5537 nucleotides. RefSeq names its product chromosome transmission fidelity protein 18 homolog (gene cutlet). NCBI's taxonomy places the organism in Eukaryota, Metazoa, Arthropoda, Arachnida, Ixodida, Ixodidae. Gene Ontology annotation, molecular function: ATP binding; ATP hydrolysis activity. The record is from RefSeq and is a predicted model, not a curated record.